AUGGAAAAACUGAACGAAGCCAUUGUCAUGCUGAACAAGAAUCUCCAAGAAAUCAACAUCCAGAACAUGGAUACAGAGCUUGUGGCUCAGAUGUUCAAGAACUACCAGUCCAAUGUUCUGUUCCACCUAGAAGCAACAAAUGGUCUCAAGGAUCCUGCGUGA
Messenger RNA from Pyrenophora tritici-repentis Pt-1C-BFP, 162 nucleotides. NCBI's taxonomy places the organism in Eukaryota, Fungi, Ascomycota, Dothideomycetes, Pleosporales, Pleosporaceae. The record is from RefSeq and is a predicted model, not a curated record.